Molecule: messenger RNA, 1848 nt
Organism: Eublepharis macularius
Lineage: Eukaryota; Metazoa; Chordata; Lepidosauria; Squamata; Eublepharidae
Gene: DHPS
Product: deoxyhypusine synthase
Exons: 10
Coding region: 187-1293 (368 amino acids)
Biological process (GO): peptidyl-hypusine biosynthetic process
Cellular component (GO): cytoplasm
Molecular function (GO): deoxyhypusine synthase activity
Source: RefSeq, a predicted model, not a curated record
GCCAGUCUCUUCUUCGGCCUCCCGGCGGCGCCUUCCUCCGCCCUUUAACCCUUUAGAAACCGGCCUGAUUCGAGCUCCUCAUUUCUGCGCGCAGAGGCCCGGCCGACGCUUGCUUCUCCGCCGGGGGCUUCAGACCAUUGGCUGCGUUUGCACUGUGAGGCUGCCAGCCUCUCCAGCAUCCAUCUGAUGGAGAAUGUGGCACGUGGCCUUCCGGCUGGGGCGAUGGCUGCCGUACUGAAGCCCAGUGAGGGACUACCUGAAGGAAGCGUGUCUGUACGUGGCUAUGACUUUGACCAUGGACUGGACUACCACGCUUUGCUCCAGUCUUACCUGACCACGGGCUUCCAGGCCACUAGCUUUGGGCAGGCUGUGAAUGAGAUUAACCGCAUGAUAGAAGCAAAGCUGACUCCCCUGGGGGACGAGGAAGGGAACCAUGUUGACCUGAAUCCCUGUUCACGUCACCUAACUGGCUGUACCAUCUUCCUGGGCUUCACCUCCAACCUCAUCAGCUCAGGUAUCCGUGAGGCCAUUCGCUACCUGGUGCAACAUAAGAUGGUGGAUGUUCUGGUAACCACAGCAGGUGGAGUUGAAGAAGACCUGAUCAAAUGCUUGGCCCCCACCUAUAUUGGGGACUUCAGCUUGCGUGGGAAGGAGCUCCGGCAGAACGGGAUUAACAGAAUUGGGAAUCUGCUGGUGCCCAAUGACAACUACUGCAAGUUUGAAGACUGGCUGAUGCCAAUCCUGGACCAGAUGGUGACAGAGCAGGACACAGAGGGUGUGAAGUGGACACCAUCAAAGCUCAUUGCCCGGCUUGGCAAGGAAAUCAACAAUCCUGAAUCGGUCUAUUACUGGGCACAAAAGAACAGCAUUCCUGUCCUCAGUCCUGCGCUGACCGACGGCUCCCUGGGGGACAUGAUUUUCUUCCACUCCUAUAAGAAGCCAGGCCUCGUACUGGACAUUGUGGAAGAUCUGAGGCUCAUCAACACCCAGGCCAUCUUUGCCCGGAAGACAGGAAUGAUCAUCUUGGGUGGAGGCCUCGUCAAGCACCACAUUGCCAAUGCCAACCUGAUGAGAAAUGGAGCUGACUUUUCAGUAUAUAUCAACACGGCACAAGAGUUUGAUGGCUCAGAUUCCGGGGCGCGGCCUGAUGAGGCAGUAUCCUGGGGGAAAAUACGUAUGGAUGCAAAACCUGUCAAGGUUUAUGCCGAUGCUUCCCUGGUGUUCCCGCUGCUGGUUGCAGAGACUUUUGCCCAGAAAUCCAAUGCCUUUGCUCCAGAAAAGCAAAACGACUAAACCGGAGGCUUCUUGGAUGUCCGGAUCCAUCUGUACCUGCCCAACCCGUACGCACUACCCCGUAGUUGCUGGUGCUUGCACAGAAACCAUGUGGAUGACGGCAAAAGAACUGUUAACUGCUAUAAGAUCUUGAUCCUUCUCCAUCCACCAUGAAUAAGGGCUGCGCCCUAGUCUCUUGUUCUGAAAGCAGAUCUCUUCUCCCCCUUCUAGUCCACGUUUGGUCUAAUGAGUUUGUCAGGAGGACAAUUUCUUUCCGCUUUCUCCUUCUGGGUCUUCUUCAUCUGAAAACAGCAUUUGGGAGCAAAGACUGUUUGGGUUGUUUCGAGAGCUUGCUUCUUCUGUGAAACUGAGAUGGUCUCAGGAUUCUAGAGUGGCUUUGUCCCUUAUACUUGGCUUUGGCUUGCAGAAAAGUUUUGAGUGGCCUAAGUCAUCUUUGUCCGUCCGUUGUCUGCCCUUCCCUUCCUUGUUUAAACUCUUAGAUUUCCCCAUUGGUCCCCUCUUACUUAUUUAUUGGUGUAUUUUGUUUGGAACUGCCUGACAACUCCAGCUUUCUAA